GUUCAUGUCCAGGGAACAGGAGGAGAGCUGUGCGCAUCCUGGGAGCCAUUAUCACCGGUUAAUAAACACACUAAGAAACAACAUAUGUCUGUCUCCUUGCAAGAAGAAAAGGCAGAUCUACUGAAAUCCCAGAGGCUGAUAAACAUUCCUGACCUUUAGAGUUAACUUCAACCUAAAGCAGAUCAAUUUAACACCUUGAAGCAGAAACAGAGCUGUUGUUCUCCUUCACCAAAAACUGACAGUUACCUUCAGCUAUGAGAUUUUGCUACAGAAUUAAUUUCAAAACUUUGAUUUUCCUCAUGCUCCUGCAGGGGGCAGCAUUGUUGCUGUUCUGCAACUGGUACUACCAGCUUGGCUCAGCAGACUCUGCCCCUCCAGACCGUAAAGUUCACGUUUUGCUCCUUUCAUCAUGGCGAUCUGGUUCAUCCUUCAUGGGUCAGGUGUUCAGUCAGCACCCUUCAGUUUUCUAUCUCAUGGAGCCUGCAUGGCAUGUUUGGAGCCAAAUCAGAAAAUCUGGUUCAAGGACUCUACGAAUGGCUGUUAGGGAUCUAAUGCGGAGCUUGUACCAGUGUGACUUCUCUGUGAUGGAUGCCUACAUGUCAGAUAAGAGAAAAGCGUCCUCCUCCUUUUUUUUGUGGUACCAGAGUCGGGCUCUGUGCUCGCCUCCUCUCUGUGGCUUCACUCCAUUUGGUCAGAUAAGCAAUACGGAUCAGUGCCAAAAGGAAUGUAAUGGUCGACCUUUUGAGAUGGUGGAGAAAGCCUGCAAAAUCUACAGCCAUGUGGUCUUCAAAGAGACUCGAUUUUUUGAACUGGAAUCCCUUCACCCUCUUCUUAAAGACCCCAACCUUGAUCUUCGAAUUAUUCAUCUUAUCCGGGAUCCUCGGGCUGUGUAUCGGUCAAGAGAGCAGUCAGCCCUAGACCUCAAGAUGGAUAAUGCCAUCGUCUUGGAGCACAAAAACGUAACAGCAGCGGAGGAAAAUUAUGAAGUCAUGCAAGAAAUCUGCCGAAGCCACAUCCGAAUCAAUCAAAGUGCCACCCAGAACCCUCCUCCGUUUCUAAGAGGUAGAUACAAACUGGUCCGUUAUGAAGACGUAACACGCAAUCCGCUUCAGGAGGUCCAGGAUAUUUAUGAAUUUGUAGGUUUAGAGAUGACUGAUGAGAUGGCAGCAUGGAUAAAUAAUAUGACCCGGCCAAAGGGAAAAGUCAAGGUACAAAAUGCUUUCCAGAUUAACUCCAGAGAUGCUGUUCAAGUAUCCCAAGCUUGGCGCACAACGCUCCCCCACAACAAGGUCAAACGUGUUCAGGAGGUGUGUAAAGAGGCCAUGUCAUUGCUUCACUACAAGACAGUCGACAGUGAGAAAGAACAGAAAAGACUAGAUAUUGAUCUGUACAGGCCAGGAAAGCCAAAAGGGUUUGCUUGGGCGCCUGCUAAACCCCCAGAUAAAGGGAGCAAGUAAAACAUAUUAAGUCAUAACAAGAACAUAUGAACAUAGCAAAACACUGAUGCUGUAAUCAAUUCUUUGACAAAAACACCUUUCUCUGUUCAUUUCUUUAGAUCUAAGUGAUGAGUCAGAGAACAAAUGUAUUACAUGACAGUUCUUUUUUUAUUUGUAUGACAGUAUCGAAAAAAGUUAAAUGAAUGCAAUAGCCGGGAUACCAACAUAG
Cyprinodon variegatus (sheepshead minnow) is the source of this 1665-nucleotide messenger RNA. RefSeq names its product carbohydrate sulfotransferase 6-like. Gene Ontology annotation, biological process: sulfur compound metabolic process; N-acetylglucosamine metabolic process; carbohydrate metabolic process. The transcript is spliced from 2 exons. Gene Ontology annotation, cellular component: Golgi membrane. The record is from RefSeq and is a predicted model, not a curated record. Bases 255 to 1457 code for a protein of 400 amino acids. Gene Ontology annotation, molecular function: N-acetylglucosamine 6-O-sulfotransferase activity. NCBI's taxonomy places the organism in Eukaryota, Metazoa, Chordata, Actinopteri, Cyprinodontiformes, Cyprinodontidae.